Aquila chrysaetos chrysaetos is the source of this 1771-nucleotide messenger RNA. RefSeq names its product claudin-15-like. NCBI's taxonomy places the organism in Eukaryota, Metazoa, Chordata, Aves, Accipitriformes, Accipitridae. Gene Ontology annotation, molecular function: structural molecule activity. The coding region runs from base 1030 to 1707 and encodes 225 amino acids. The transcript has 6 exons. The record is from RefSeq and is a predicted model, not a curated record. Gene Ontology annotation, cellular component: plasma membrane; bicellular tight junction. Gene Ontology annotation, biological process: cell adhesion; bicellular tight junction assembly.
AUUGUAUUCUUCUUGCUGCUUUACAUCUCCCUGUAUGUUGAAUUGAAAUGUCACCAUCUAGAGUCAGAUUGUCACCACAUGUGCACCUUUCUGUUGAGGAGACUCACCCACAGUGAGGAGCUCAUGCAUGUUGUAUCAUCUCUAACAGGUGCAUUAGUACAGGACAGUCAUUUUAAGGGUAGGAGAAGGAUUCUUACAGUGGUAUUUGUAGUCCUGCUAUAACAUGGUUGAAUGUGGGUCAGGGUGGAGGAAGGUUGUUACUCUGUAUUUGUGAAAUCUGGUUUCCAAGCUUCUUCACUUUGAAACCUAGGAUAUUUUAAAUUAUUGUAUUUUAAUGAGAAGUUUGUGUUUACAACUUUGACAUGUCCUACCCAUAGUGAUGGUGCAGAGCAUAUAGUUUUAUCUCCUUUUCCUUACUGCCAGGAAUGAAUUGUGAUUGCACGGGUCAUACCUAUGUAAUAGGUGGAAACAUUUAUUUGGAUUAUUGGCCUGCCCAUGUGGUGUGAAGUCUGCUUGAAUUUGUUGCUUAAUUUCAAUCUAUAAUUUAUUUCAGAUAUUCUCUGUUGCCAGUUAUGUGUGUUUUGAAGAUGUUACACAAUCUCUUGAGAGACAAAUGCUCCAUCCUCAAUGUGAGAUUAGCUUUUUAUAGUGGAAUACACACAUUAUAGGGAAAGCAAAUGAUAUGCCAAUGGUUGCCAGGUUAAUCUGAGCAUCUCUGGUACUAACUUACAUGAUUUUGUUGUCAUUUUCUUAUUUGAGUUGCCCAUUUCACUUUGCUGUAGCAAAAAGGCAUGCCUGAGCCUUUGUGCAACAGUUGGGCAGAGCUUUGGCCCCAGGUCCUUGAUUUUUAGAAUGGGGGGAAAGGUCCUAAAGAGUACGAAACUUUCACUUGUUUGAUCAAACUGGUCCUCACAAAGUGCUGACGCUGUCUAGCAGGAAGGUGGAUGAAGCAGGUUAGAAACAUACCGUAAACGUUUCUAAUAUCAGAAAUUUUGGGAGGCUUCUUUGAAAACAGCUUCUGUCAGAAGAAUGGCGUCGUCUUCUCUACAAAUUUAUGCAUUGCUGCUGGCUUUAGCAGGAUUCACCAUUUUACUUGUUACUACCAUGUCCAACAGAUGGAAGAUUUCGGACACUGCAACAGUGCUAGUUACUGCAGAUUGGAUUUCUGAAGGUCUUUGGAUGGACUGUGCAGUGACUGGUUUUGGAUCAAUACAGUGCAAGAAAUUUCUCUACAUGUUGAGUUCAGAGACUCAUAUUCAGGCAUGCCGUGCCUUGAUGAUUGCUUCCAUCCUUUUGGGAUUCAUAGCUACUGUACUCUCGCUGCUUGGUUUGAAGUGCACAAAUGUUGGGUUGAGCGAUGAAGAUGGAAAAAUGAAGUUUGCUGUCACGGGAGGAUUUCUUUUUAUUUUAGGAGGUCUCUGCUCCAUGGUGGCUGUUUCUUGGUAUGCUGCGAUGGUUACUGCUCAAUUUUUUGACCCAUUGUACGCUGGAACCAAGUAUGAACUAGGAGAUGCUCUGUACUUAGGCUGGGCUGGAUCUGUUCUUUAUAUGCUUGGUGGGAUCUUACUGACCUGUUCAUGCAAAGGGAAGAAAAAACAGGAUUACAGUUGCAACAAAUAUGCAUAUUCAGCAGGCCAGGCAGCUCAGCAGCAGCACAUUUACACCAAAAAUGCUGAGACAGUCAUAAGCAACAAAGAGUACGUCUAAACUUACCUUUUACAUCACUUGUAAUGUUGGUAGGUUAUGAACUCAAAUAAAGAAGUCAACUGCU